Messenger RNA from Physcomitrium patens, 1074 nucleotides. Its product is annotated as chlorophyll a-b binding protein CP24 10A, chloroplastic. Gene Ontology annotation, biological process: photosynthesis, light harvesting. Lineage: Eukaryota; Viridiplantae; Streptophyta; Bryopsida; Funariales; Funariaceae. Gene Ontology annotation, cellular component: membrane. The record is from RefSeq and is a predicted model, not a curated record.
UUUAAGCUGGGACUAUAUGCUCUACUGGGAAUCUCCCCUCAGGCACCCAGUUCUUGCAGCGUUCGUCGCACCGAUCCCGCGGUGAGGCUUGCUACGGCCUGGUUCUUUUGGGCUUGAAUCAGUGGUUAGAGGUCAACGAAGUCGCAACAAUGGCCGUCGCCAGCAGUGCCACUGUAUCGCAGCUCACAUCGGUGUCAACUUCCUCCAUCGUGAGGUCGUCCCGGAGCUUGCAGUCCAGCCCCGUGGUGUCGUUCGGCGUUAAGAAUGUGAGCCGCGUCGUGGCCAUGGCUACCAAGAAGGUUUCGGCCAGGCCUGCUGCUGGAGGCAAGAAGUCGUGGAUCCCCGCAGUGAAGGGUGGAGGCAACCUCACCGACCCCGAGUGGUUGGAUGGCUCGCUUCCCGGCGACUACGGAUUCGACCCCUUGGGCUUGGGCAGGGACCCCGCCGCCUUGAAAUGGUAUAGAGAAGCAGAGCUCAUCCACGGAAGGUGGGCAAUGGCUGCCGUUGUCGGUAUCUUCGUCGGACAGGGAUGGAGCGGCGUUCCAUGGUUCGAAGCUGGUGCUGACCCCGCCGCGCUGGCACCAUUCUCGUUCGGAAGUCUGUUGGGCACCCAGCUGCUGUUGAUGGGAUGGGUGGAGACCAAGAGGUGGAUCGACUUCUUGAAUCCCGGCACGCAGUCGGUAGAGUGGGCAACUCCGUGGUCGAGGACCGCAGAGAACUUCAACAACUCGACCGGGCUGCAGGGAUACCCCGGAGGCAAGUUCUUCGACCCAUUGGCGCUGGCAGGAUCAGUGCAGGGAGGGCAGUACGUGCCAGACUUCUCCAAGCUGGAGAGGUUGCAACUCGCCGAAAUCAAGCACGCUCGUCUUGCGAUGGUGGCGAUGCUCAUCUUCUACUUCGAAGCCGGCCAGGGAUUCACCCCUCUCGGUGCCUUGGGUCUGUAAAUACCAAUCUUUUCCUUUUUUGCACCGCAAUGUACCAUUCACCCUUUUCAAUGAAAGCGAGCCACUGGUCUGAUUAAUUCUCAGUGACCGGUGGUCGCCUAACGCUCAAAUUGGGCUAGAACUGAAUACA